This is a messenger RNA of Solanum dulcamara, 453 nucleotides long. RefSeq lists its product as uncharacterized. Lineage: Eukaryota; Viridiplantae; Streptophyta; Magnoliopsida; Solanales; Solanaceae. The transcript has 2 exons. The record is from RefSeq and is a predicted model, not a curated record. Bases 1 to 453 code for a protein of 150 amino acids.
AUGGGUACUGCAGCUCCUCAUAUCACCACAGUCAAUAAGCUUACUAUGAGAAAUGGUCCGAUUAUAAGUCAUGAGCAACAGAUUGCUCUUUGCGCAAAAGUGACUGAUAUUGAAAUAUUUGAUGGAUUAAGAUCAAUUGGUGAUGACAAGGCACCGGGAGUAGAUGGAUUUAAUGCCAUGUUUUUCAAAAAGACAUGCAUAGUUAUCCAACAAGAUGUGUGUGCAGCUGUUGGGGAGUUUUUUUGCUAUAGAGAAAAUGUGUUAGCUAACAGGAUAGAGACAUUUAUAGCCUCAGUGAUUUCAGACAUUCCAGCUGGAUUUAUACCUGGACGAAAAGGGACUGAUAACAUUAUCCUUGCUCAUGAGCUAGUUAAAGCAAAUAGCAGGAAAAAUAUAUCUCCCAGAUGCAUGAUUAAGAUAGAUAUCCAGAAAGCUUAUGACAGAGUUGACUAG